Messenger RNA from Siniperca chuatsi (mandarin fish), 4661 nucleotides. RefSeq names its product tight junction protein 3 (gene tjp3). The record is from RefSeq and is a predicted model, not a curated record. NCBI's taxonomy places the organism in Eukaryota, Metazoa, Chordata, Actinopteri, Centrarchiformes, Sinipercidae. The transcript has 30 exons. Gene Ontology annotation, cellular component: plasma membrane; bicellular tight junction. Gene Ontology annotation, biological process: cell-cell junction organization; cell-cell adhesion; protein localization to cell-cell junction. Bases 224 to 4171 code for a protein of 1315 amino acids. Gene Ontology annotation, molecular function: cell adhesion molecule binding.
GAGAAACACCACAGCUAGUCACAUUACAAAUAAUUUCAGCAGGAGGAUCUGGUUUCCAUCAUCCUUGCAGAGCUGAUCUGAGGAGGAAGUAACUGGAGUUGAUAACUGUGGGAUCUGUGAUUGUUUUGCUUUUGGUGCUGCCAUAUGGAAUAUAAAGAGCUGGCUGUUCAUUGAGUGCAGGAGGCCACAGGUGUUUUAUUAAGCUCUGAAAUCCCAGUGGGAAAUGGAAGUAAGGUUUAAAGACCAAGUGAAACCAGGUAUGGAGGAGCUAACAAUAUGGGAGCAACAUACAAUAACACUAAACAAAGAUUCCAAACUGGGGUUUGGCUUUGCCAUAUCAGGAGGCAAGGACAAGCCUCACCCAGACAACGGGGAUACAGCUGUGGUGGUGUCCGAUGUGCUGCCAAAUGGACCAGCCAUGGGACGACUGUUCACCAAAGACCAAAUUGUCAUGGUCAAUGGAGUGUCUAUGGAGAACGUGCACUCUAACUACACCAUUCAGACCCUCAAGUCAUGUGGCAAGACUGUGAACGUAACAGUGAAACGCCCUCGCAAGAUCCAGAUCCCAGCAACCUCCAGACCGUCUCGGGCCGCCUCCCAUUCCAACCUGUUGGACCAGGAUCCUCCCAGACGAACGCGACGCUACUCUGACGACAGCGACAACCGAGACAGCAACCGCUACCGUUCCCGCGCCCGCAGCGCCACGCCCGACAGCAAUGGGCAUGGAAACACACUACCGUUGAUGUCGUCGGGGUACAAGAGGCUGCCGCAUCAGGACGUUGCAGAAAAACCCAUCAGAACUACACUACUUAAAAAGAAAAUCACAGAUGAGUAUGGAUUGAAGCUGGGCAGUCAGAUCUUCAUCAAGCACAUGACAGAAACAGGCCUGGCUGCAAAGGAAGGAACAUUGCAGGAGGGAGACCUCGUUCUCAAGAUCAAUGGCAUGACGACGGAGAAUCUAUCCCUGCUGGAGACCAAGCACCUAGUGGAGAAGAGCAGAGGCAAACUGACCAUGACGGUCCUCAGGGACAACCGCAAGUUCCUGGUCAGCAUCCCAGAGGUGGAGGACAGCGCCCCCAACAGUGAGGACGACCACCGCCGAGACAGCAGCUCUGAACUGGAGGAAAUUUCAGACAUUGACGAAGACAUCCCCACUCUCAGAACGUCCCGUCAACCCACCAGAGAGAAACGGACACGCAGAACGAGAGCUGAACCUCCACCAGCCAAGUCCCGGGAUUCAUCACCAGCACGCUCCACCUUGACUCGGCCUCCUGCAAGAACCUAUGCCUCUCGCAGAGCGCCGUCUGAGUCGGAGUCAGACCGCAGUGCCUCUCCUCCUCCUGUCAGGAGAAGCAGUCCGGACAUGAGGGAUCACUCCAACAAAUACAAAACUCUGUCUGGUGUGUCCACCCUCCCCAACCCCCGGUCCUCUCCUGUCGUCCACAACUGGACCACCUCUCACCCCUCCUCCUCCGCCUCACAGCCUCGUAAGCCGGUGUCGGAGUCCGACUCUGAUCACAGCGCUUCCCCUCCACCGCGCAGAGAGAGCCCCCGCCCAAACAGCAGAUAUAAAGUUCUUCCUGAUCUGCCCUCCGCAGGGCUGAGAGCCACCCCCAUCACUGUUCGCCAGGAGCCACCAAGGAGGGUCAACUCUCCUGUCAGAGUCCCGCCCCCAGACUCUGAAUCCGAUUCGGACGGCAGCUUGGGGCCUCCUCAGAGGCAGAGCACCACUUACAGUCAGGACUCCCUCAGCAGAUACAGAGUCCUGUCAGAUGUUGCCGUGGAGCCGCCGCCGUGGAGUGUCGCCAGCGUCGCUGCCAGCAAGCCGCCACAGAGAGCUCGUUCAGAGUCUGAAUCCGAGGCCAGUUAUGCAUCUGUCCCUCGCAGGCACUCUACAGACAGUGCAAACUCCAACACUGCUAACAACCCAUACAGAGUCCUGCCUGAGAUAAAAUCCACUUCAGUCGCUGUGAAGCAGGAGCCUCCUCGUCGCGUCCCAUCACCCACCAGACCACCUCCUGAUGAUUCCUCAGAGUCAGACCAGCUCUCACAUCUCAGGAGGUCUGGGAGCUCUGAGCGGGGGGAGAGCCACCGCGGUGUUCCUCCUGCUGCUCAUGAAACUGGCACCCUCAGGUCUGGGAUUUCAGUAAAGAGCAACCCACCACUCUACUCCAAGCCUGCAGAAGAGCCCAUCUACUCCCUACCUCCAGAUUCUUACCCAUCACCUAAUCCAGGGUACAGCUCGGACCUUCACACAGUGUCGUUUGUGAAGGAGGGCAGCGUGGGUCUGAGGCUUGUGGGGGGCAACGAUGUUGGUAUAUUUGUAGGUGGAGUACAGCCAAACAGCCCUGCGUACGUUGAGGGAAUGAAAGAGGGAGACCAGAUCAUGCAGGUAAAUAAUGUUGAUUUUGGUCAUUUAACACGAGAGGAGGCAGCCAACUUCCUCCUGAACAUCAAGAAAGGAGAGCAGGUUGAAAUCUGUACUCAGAACAAGAUGGACAUUUAUAAGAAAAUCAUCAAGUCCAACCUGGCAGACAACUUCUACAUCCGCACCCACUUUGACCACGAGGCAGAAGGCCCCAUUGGUCUGAGCUUCACCAGAGGAGAGGUGUUCAGGGUGGUGGACACGAUGCACCGCGGGAAGUUGGGCAGCUGGCUGGCCGUCCGCAUGGGGAACGACCUGCACGAGAUGGAUAAAGGCACCAUCCCCAACCAAGCCAGGGCUGAGACACUGGCCAGCAUAGAGCAGGCACAGCGGGCGGGUGGAGAGAAGCAGGUGUCAGGACAGAGGGCUGAGUUCUGGAAACUACGGGGGCUCAGAGGGAACAAAAAGAACGAAAAGAACAUCCGUCGCAACCGUGACGACCUGCUGCAGCUCACCAUUCAGGGCAAAUUCCCGGCCUAUGAGAGAGUCCUGCUCAGAGAAGCUAAUUUCAAACGACCCAUUGUCAUUCUGGGUCCUCUUAAUGACAUUGCCAUGGAGAAGCUGGCCAGAGAGAUGCCUGAUGAAUAUGAAGUGGCAGAUAUGGUCCCUCGCAGUGGAGGAGACGGCGGCUCCACAGUUAUUAAACUGGACACUGUGAGGAGAAUAGCAGAGAAGGACAAGCACCCUCUUCUGGACAUUACUCCCACUGCAGUGGAAAGGCUGAACUACAUCCAGUACCACCCAAUGGUUCUGUUCUUGGACCCUCACAGCCGCAAGGAUGUCAAGGCCAUGAGGCAGAGGUACAGCCCCAACUCGAACAAGAGCUCCAGACGCCUUUACACACAGGCCCUGAAGCUGAGGAAACACUGCAGCCACCUUUUCGCAGCACGUAUUGACCUGCAGCCCAGCUCCAGUGUUUGGUAUGAGAGUCUAAAGGAUAAGAUCCGCCACCAACAGUCAAAACCGGUCUGGGUGUCUGAAGUCGCGUUGGAGACUGGUGGAGGACAGGACCUGGAUGCUCUGGACCAAACCCAGUCAGACUACCUCAGUGCUGCCAGUGACCUGGAGGACACUGAUGGAGAAGCCUUCACCGACGGGGAGGCCUACACCGACAACGAGGACCUGGAGGAGGCUUACCCCAGUAAGAACACAGCCAAGCCCUCCAGAGGCUCCAGGCGAGCUGGAGCUGCUUUAGCCCGAUCAUCUGAGCCUGCCUCUGGGCUCCACAGCCCCACCAUGGACCCAGAGCCUCACGCCGACAUGUACUCGCUCACAGAAAUCCCACCGUUGAUGCACGUACCUGAGCCCAGGGCACCCCAACAGGAGAAUUACAGCCCGCCUCACAGCGAUGCUGAGGAGGAUGACCCCUCUCAUCGCAGUUUUACAGACUCAGAUUUCGGUGCCCUUGAUGUAAUUGCAUCCACCACUCAAUCAGAAGAACCCCCAGACUUUAUAGCCCCCGAACCCUCCACUUGGUACUCUGUGAACGAGCCUUCCCACGCUGAGGUGCAGCCUGAGAGCCCACAACAUGCCAACCUGUCUGCUAUUGAGGAGAAAUUAGAACAGGCUCGCGCUGCAGAGCCACAGGCACAAGCUGAGGAAAAGAAGGGCCCUCAGUUCAUCGUGCUCGCACAUCAUCACCAAGCAGUCCAGUUCAGACGCACACAGAUCCAAGGCAGCGAUAGCUCUGAGGAUGCCGAGGACGAGGAGGAGGACUUUGAAUGGGGUCCUGCAACAGAACUCUAAAGUUUGCGUCGAGGAUUAAAGCUGGAGUCUACUGAUCUAACGAGGAUAUGGAAACUAUUUCACUCCCUCAAGAAACUCUUGUUUCCUGGAUCAUUUUUUUCUGCAGAAGCAAUGUUUUGUCUGCAGAUGUUGGUGGGCCUACACCAAUACCCCACACCUAGUUCACACGUGGGUUAUUGGAUAUUCAAGAUUUCUACAACCUUUAACAGAUUACUAAAAGUUUUAACAUCUAAAGAAAGGUUGUCACAUGAAUGUUAAGAUAAAAGUGCCUGAUUUCUUUUCAUAUUUUUUUAUUUAAAUAACCCCAUGUCAAACAAAUCAAUUUGGCCCUUUGUUACUGCUACUGUGUGUAACAUAUAAACACAUUCUAGUUUUAUUAGAAAUGAUACUAUAUGAGUCUCUUUGCAUAGAAAUAUGCAAGAACAUUUUAUUAAAUGUGUGAAUACGUCUUUAACCUUUUCUAUAUUAAACAGUUUUCCUGAUUUCAAAA